AUGACUCUCCCUCCUGGUUUAUCUAGUUACGGUGAAUCUAAGGUGUGCAAACUGCAGAAGUCUUUAUAUGGCCUCAAACAGGACAGCAUGCAAUGGUACUCCAAACUAUCCACCUUCCUCAUCUCUCUUGGAUACACACAAUCCCUGGCUGACCAUUCACUUUAUGUUAAGAAGGUCAAACAUGAAUUCACUGCACUACUUGUUUAUGUAGAUGAUGUGGUAUUGGCAGGUAAUUCUUUGUCUGAGAUUCAACAAGUCAAACAUCUCUUGAAUCAAAAAUUUCGUAUUAAAGAACUUGGUCAGCUACGUUUCUUUUUAGGAUUUGAGAUUUCUAGAUCUCCUACUGGCAUUUUUCUUAAUCAAAUAAAAUAUGCUCUUGAACUCUUGGAGGAUGCUGGUCUCUUGGCAGCAAAACCCUCUGCAGUUCCCUUCAACCCAACCCUGAAACUGUCAGCUGAUGAAGGCAAUGUUUUGGAGGAUCCUUCUCUAUAUAGAAGGUUAAUUGGAAGGUUGAUUUAUCUCACCAACUCACGCUCUGACAUUGCAUUUGCAGUACAACAUAUGAGUCAAUAUGUAUCCAAGCCAUGUGCUCCUCAUUAUCAGGCUGCCAUUCAAAUUCUCAAGUACCUCAAGUCUGUCCCAGCUAAAGGCAUUUUCUUUUCCUCCAACAACAAAUUACAGCUUUUUGGCUUUGCUGAUUCUGACUGGGCUAGAUGCCAUGAUACCAGGAAAUCAGUUAUUGGGUACUGUGUAAUGUUAGGCUUCUCUUUACUAUGCUGGAAAUCCAAAAAGCAACACACAGUUUCUCGUUCUUCCACUGAGGCUGAGUAUCGUGCGUUAGCUUCUAUAACUUAUGAAUUACAAUGUUACAUUUCCUGUUUCGAGGUUUCCUAG
Lathyrus oleraceus (garden pea) is the source of this 894-nucleotide messenger RNA. RefSeq lists its product as uncharacterized. Lineage: Eukaryota; Viridiplantae; Streptophyta; Magnoliopsida; Fabales; Fabaceae. The transcript has a single exon. The record is from RefSeq and is a predicted model, not a curated record. The coding region runs from base 1 to 894 and encodes 297 amino acids.